UCGCGUAGCCGCGUGCCGCGCAGAGAGAGCCGGGUUCGAAAGGCGGCCCCGAGCGCCGCGGGCGGGGAAAAGCGCCCGGGGGGGAGGAGCCGCUUUGCGCCGGCAACAUGGCAGCGUCCAGCCGGGUCCAGGUGCUGCGGCUGUACCGCGCUCUGCUACGAGAGAGCCAGCGCUUCAGCGGCUACAACUACAGGACAUACGCCAUCAGAAGGAUAAGAGAUGCCUUCAGAGAAAACAAGAGUAUAAAGGAUUCUGCAAAAAUAGAAGAACUAGUGAAUAAAGCGAAAGAAAACCUGGAGAUUAUUCAUCGGCAGAUCAUCCCCUUGUGUCAACCUGCAGAAGUCACCAAUGCACCUAUUCUGCCCAACUUAUACAAGACUAUUAAAUCAGAGGAGAUACUAUAAGGAGCACUUCUGUGGUUCUGCUUGAAGAUGGGUGUUGAUGUUGUACAGAAGGGAGACGAUGAAGACACUGCCAGGGUUUUGAUGUGCUUUCCCCUUCUUUUUAUUAAAGUCUUAUGUUGAUUUCAUAGUUCAGUGUUUUGGUGUUGGCCAGUGACACUGGCUCUGGUGGAACCAAGAGAAAUUAGAGUGGGUUGGGUUUUUUUUCCACUUUCAAAUUAAAUUGUUUGGUCGAAGUGUCCAAUUAGCACUGGUCCAAUUACAAGAUAUCCCCGUGAAGGAGAGCAGGAAGCAAUUCAUCUUGCUUCCUAAGUACAAACUUCAUUUUAUUUUUAAUCAGUGCUAUUAAGGAAGACUUCUAUGGGAGCAGACUUCAUGGAGGGUUUGUUCAUUAUCAACUCAAGGUGAAGCCAAAGGGAACCUUUCUCAUUUCCGACCAGAAUUGAUUUAAAAAAAAUAAUAAUAAUAAGUGCAUGCACAGGGGGUUGGUGCAUGUAUUUAGAAGUGGAGUUGCCAUUGGUAACACAGCUGAUUUCCUUUGUUGGAGAAGUUGUCAUUCUUUACUUACCUGAAGUGAAAGGUUAAUGGCCUGUAGUGAUCUGAGGAAACCCCUACAAGAUGCACAGCCAGAUUCUAGUGCUGUUGCACAAUAGGGCUUUCUACAUAUUUUCCUCACUUGAGUUAGACAUAGAAUAGCUGCUGCUGUUCCAGUAGCUGUAUCUGAUUGAAACUAAUACUUGUUAUACUAGAAAAUAAAGACUCUACCAACUGUCACGUGAACAGCUGUCACCAAGAGCACAAAUUUUGUUUUCUUUAUCAGUAUUUGCAAAAUGCCAACUGGAGUUUGUAUGGAACUGCUACACUUUUUGUCUCCUUAAAAAAAGCCCUUUCUCUAUUAGAAACAACUUACUCCUUAGCAUAGCUGUUGCUCUAAUUGCUUCUCAAUAGCUUAAAACUGUUACUUAUGAUUUUUAUUUUUCUUCUUGCAGUUUGUACCCAAUUAAAAAUGAGAUCUUGUGUAGCACCUUUGAUACUAAGGCAUUGAAUAAAAAGUUGUUGGCACUCGAGCAGAAACUUGAAUGUUUCAAAGACAUCAAUUAGACACCUUGCUGAGAUGUGCCUGUGGAGGAUUAAGCCAAGAGAAGAAACACAGGAUAUGUACUUUAAGCCAAAGAAGAAUGUAUUGGGAAACAGACUGCAGCUGUCAGUCUGUAGUUCAAGAAAAGCUUUUAAGUCAGCACAGCCUGUGAAAAGAUCACUGCUGCCUGGUCACUUGUGCAGGUACAAGCAGUUUGUGUAGUACAUGGGAAGCAGGAUCAGGCCAGCUAGAACAGCAGCCUUUGCA
Molecule: messenger RNA, 1746 nt
Organism: Lagopus muta (rock ptarmigan)
Lineage: Eukaryota; Metazoa; Chordata; Aves; Galliformes; Phasianidae
Gene: LYRM4
Product: LYR motif containing 4
Exons: 3
Coding region: 108-404 (98 amino acids)
Biological process (GO): iron-sulfur cluster assembly
Cellular component (GO): mitochondrion; L-cysteine desulfurase complex
Source: RefSeq, a predicted model, not a curated record